CCACCUCAAGUUUGUGUUUGCUGCAACAUACGGACAGUGAAUGGAAACAUCGGAAAAUGCUAAUCCUUCAAACCCUCGCAAAACCCCUCAUAACCACCACCAUUACCAUCUCCCUCCGUCUCUUAACAACCGAGUCAACUCUCCAGACCCAACUCGCCAACCCACCGAGCCCAGUCGACCCAUCCCACGUCCUCCGCGUCUGCACCAUCCUCUACCAGCAACAGACCUCCCCGGACCCCCGCCUCCACGCCAACCUCCGCCGCACCUUCUCCGACUCCGAACCCACCCACGAGUUCUUCCUCCAAGUCUGCAACAAAUUCCCCCUCACAUGGCGUCCCGUCUACCGCCUCUUCAACUACACCCAAACUUACCCGACUUUCCAACACACCCCCGUCUCCUUCAACAAAAUGCUCGGCGUCGUCGGCAACUCCCGCAACAUCGACCUCUUCUGGGACCUCCUCCGCGAGUCCGGACAGCGUUGUCUGGCUAACGACAAGACGUUCAAAAUCGCCCUGACGACGCUCGCUAAAGCUAGCACGACGCUCGCUAAAGCUAGGGAGUUGAAGAAGUGUGUGGAGUUCUUCCACGUCAUGAAUGGUCUCGGGUUCGGGUAUAGUUUGCGGACUUUGAACAAUGUCGUUGAGACGCUUUGUGAGUCUAGCGUUAAGCUUGUGGAGGAGGCUAAGCAUGUCGUUUUUAAGUUGAGGGAGUGGAUUAAGCCUGAUGGGUUUACUUAUAAGUGUUUGGUUAAGGGGUUUUGUGAGGUGGGGGAUUUGGUUGAGGCGUCAAAGGUUUGGAAUUUGAUGGUUGGUGAAGGGUUUGAGCCAGAUAUCAAUGCGGUUGAGAAGAUGAUGGAGACGUUCUUCAAGACGAAUCAGUUCGACGAGGCGCUGAAGCUUUUUCAGAUGAUGAGGCUGAAGAGGAUGGAGGAUUUGGGGCUCUCGAGUUAUAGGCUUGUGAUUCAGUGGAUGUGCAAAAGGGGCAAGAUUUCUCAGGCCUACGUGGUGUUUGAGGAAAUGCGUCAAAGAGGGAUUGAAGUUGAUAAUUUGACUUUGGGGUCACUGGUUUAUGGGCUUGUCGUGAGAGGUAGAGUUAGGGAGGGUUAUAAGGUUGUGGAAGGGAUUGAGAAACCGGAUAUAAGUGUUUACCAUGGAUUGAUUAAAGGGCUUUUGAGAUUGAGAAGGGCAAGUGAAGCUACAGAAGUGUUUAGGGAGAUGAUAAAGAGAGGGUGUGAGCCGAUAAUGCACACGUAUGUGAUGUUGUUGCAGGGACAUUUGGGGAAGAGAGGGAGGAAAGGAUCGGACCUUCUUGUGAAUUUCGACACCAUUUUUGUUGGCGGUUUGGUUAAGGCCGGGAAGUUGUUGGAAGCUACCAAGUAUGUUGAGAGAACAAUGAAGAGAGGACUUGAGGUGCCUAGGUUUGAUUAUAAUAAGUUUCUGCACUAUUAUUCGAAUGAGGAAGGGGUGGUGAUGUUUGAGGAGGUGGGGAAGAAAUUGAGGGAGGUUGGGAUGUUCGAUUUGGCCGAUAUAUUUCAAAAAUAUGGGGAAAAGAUGGCUACUAGAGACAGAAGAAGAAACAGAGCCGUCGAGUCAUGAGAUUGAGCAGAGAUUAUAUAUGAUUGUGUGAGUCAAUUUGUUGGGACCUAUGGCAUGAUGAUUUUUGAAGAAAGGAAGAAAGGGAAGUUAACAAGCACAUGAGAAAAGUCCAGAGAUUGGAGAAUCUUAAGAGUGGACCAUUUCUGUUGGGAGAAACAAGAAGAUUUUGCUGAGGAUUGGUCUUCUUCCUAUUUCUUCAGUGAACCGUAGUUUCAAGUUUUUUUUUUUUUUUGAAAGGUGGUUUCAAGUUUUUCAAAUACGGCGAGUAACGAGGAAGAAAGGACCACAAUAAAAAUCACAGCACAUCGCAUGUUUAUAAGAGUAGGAUUGAAAUAUAACAAUUUAUUUUGGAAUAUUUAAG
Molecule: messenger RNA, 1956 nt
Organism: Morus notabilis
Lineage: Eukaryota; Viridiplantae; Streptophyta; Magnoliopsida; Rosales; Moraceae
Product: putative pentatricopeptide repeat-containing protein At1g26500
Exons: 1
Coding region: 57-1595 (512 amino acids)
Molecular function (GO): protein binding
Source: RefSeq, a predicted model, not a curated record